AUCGGUAUUGCGCGCGCAACUCUUGACACAUUCGUACAAUAAUUUGCUUUUUUUGCAUCUUAAUAAAAUAGUGCAGUGCUUAUAGUGACAGUUUAUUUUGUGCAAAUAACAUUGAUAUUUGGAUACUCGCUUACGAAUGAUUUGAUAACAUGUCGUUAUCCCACAGCCGACAACAAUUCCUGGCAUAUGAAACUCAUGGUGAUCCUAACAUUCAUUAUGGACGGAAGGGCGGUAUAUUUAUUUCGACGUGCAUAUGCAUUGGUCUUGUUAUAUGUGCAGUAUUGGUAGCUGCACUUGUUGGAAUUAUAGUAUACUACAUCACUUAUUUUAAGAUUUCACAAAAUUCAGGACAUGAUUUUUGGGAUGAAACGGAACCAUUUGGUCAAAGCACUGCUGUGGCAGCCGACUUGAGACUUCCUAAAUCAGUCCAGCCGAGCUUUUAUAGAUUGAAGUUAAAAGCUGAUUUAGAAAAAUCUAAAUUCACUGGGGAUAUCUACAUAACCAUAAAAGCUAAUGAAAAAGUCAAAGAAAUCAUAUUGCAUUCAAAGGGCCUUAUUAUUGACAAAAAUGCUACAUUGACAGAACAAAUAUAUGAGAAUGUACAAACAAUACAGUCAAGUAAAGUGAAACGGCAAGUUAACGAAAGCUCAAUAGAAUCAACAUCACAAAACACUACAAAUAAUGAUGUCACAGAAUUUCCAAUGUUAAAUAGCACUUUAGAAUCAGAGCCUGCUACAAUAUCUCCUGUAAAUACUCAAGUAAUCCACAGCAAUGUACGAAACAUAAAAAUAAUAUCAAUAACUGAAAGCACUGGUGAUAGGCUCGUUUUAGCAUUAGCAUCUGCUCUUGUGCCAGAUAUAGAUUACACUCUAAAGCUGUCGUUUGAAGGAAACAUAAGUAAUUCAUUGACUGGAUUUUAUAAAAGCACUUACAAAGACUCCAAUAAUGAGAUACGAGAAAUGGGUGUUACUCAAUUUGAACCAACCUCAGCCAGAGCUGCAUUCCCUUGCUUUGACGAACCUGCAUUUAAAGCUAAAUUUGAGAUCAGUAUUGCACACCCACAGAAUAUGUCUGUACUAUCCAACAUGAAAAUUUCCACGGAAGAAUCAGUACCAGGUGAACCCAACUGGCAAUGGACUCAUUUUGAAAGAUCGGUAGACAUGUCGACUUAUUUAGUCGCAUAUGUGCUUUGCGAUUUUAAAUACCUGGAAACAAGUUACACAGCAAGGGAUAAUAUAACGAAAACCAUACGAGUAUGGACCCAACCAGCAUUUAUAUCGAAAGCUAAUUAUGCGUUAAAUAUCACGCCCAAAUUGCUAGCCUUCUAUGAAGAUGUUUUUGGAGUUCCCUAUGCACUGGAUAAGAUCGAUUUGAUAGCGAUACCUGAUUUUUCCAGUGGUGCAAUGGAGAAUUGGGGAUUGGUUACAUUCAGAGAAACUACCCUCCUGUUUGAUGAAAAAGAGGGAGUUCCGGGUGAAAAACGCGGCGUAGCUAUCGAUGUAGCUCACGAGUUGGCUCACCAAUGGUUUGGCAACCUGGUCACCAUGAAGUGGUGGACCGAUCUAUGGCUGAAUGAGGGCUUUGCGACAUAUGUGGAGUAUAUUGGUGUCAAUCAUAUUGAACCAGAAUGGAACAUGUUUGUCACAUUAACUCGCGACAAAAUGACACUGCUACGUUCCGAUUCUUUAAAAAACACCUCGCCAGUGUCGCGCAAAGUCAUAGACGCAUCAGAAAUAUCGCAGAAGUUCGACGAAAUAUCUUAUACAAAGGGAGCUAAUCUUAUACGAAUGCUUAAUAAUACUAUUUCUGAAGAACUAUUUUUGAAAGGCUUAGCCAUAUAUUUGGAUACGUGGAAAUACCGAAAUGCUGAGGAGAACGACUUGUGGAAGGCCAUGUCUCAAGCGACUCGAAGCACGGAUUCUCUCAAGGAUGUGUCUAUAGUAUCCUUUAUGAACUCCUGGACAAGACAGGCUGGAUACCCAGUUGUUAACGUAAAACGGGAUUAUGCAACUGGUAAUGUUGUGUUUGAACAGCGACUAUUCUGCAGUAGCCCGAGUCCAUACACGAACAUGGAGAAACAAAUAUGGCAGAUACCCAUCAGCUAUACCACUACGGAUGUGCCACACGAGCAAUGGUCGUUAACGCCCAAACUAUGGCUGAAAGAGCGAAGUGUGACUGAGAAAUUGAAUUUGAAGAGCGAUCAUGCGAUUUACGUAAAUGUUGGCGCAAUCGGCUACUACCUAGUUAACUACGAUCAAAAGAAUUGGGAGCUUCUUAGUCAAGCACUUAAAAGUGGGGCCAUAGACGAUCCCAUAACGAAAGCACAGCUAAUAGAUGAUUCGUUUAACCUCGCUAAAACGAACCGCUUAGAAUACAGUUACGCGCUCGGUUUAACCAGCUGCGUAGUAAAUGGGGAGGAUUCGAAAAUAGUGUGGGAAAUGCUGUUGGACAAUAUGUCAUUCUUGAAACAUAACCUUAAGUCUACUUCUGGGUACUUAUAUUUUCAGGACUACAUGAGGCUGCUAUUAGCGAAACAAUUAGAGAAACUGAAUUACGGUCUUAGCAAGCCCGCAGACGACAACGAAGCUCUUCUAGUGGAAAACCUAUUACUCUGGGAAUGUAUGGUGGAGGGACCAAGAUGUUUGCACUGGGCUAAAGCCGAAUUCCGCAAGUGGAUGGAGCAAACGGACGUUAACGAUAAUCCAAUACCGAGCUACCUCCGUUCGCUGGUGUACAAUGUUGCAAUAAAAUAUGGUGGUCGGGAAGAGUUUGAGUUCUUGUGGAAUAUAUUCCAGAAUUCCACCGAUCCUACUGUUAAGACUCUCAUCAUAAGCAAUCUGCCCAGUACGAGGGAAGCGUCGCUUAUCACCUUUUUACUCGAAAAGAGUUUAACCGACAUUCCCAAGCAAUAUGCGGCCUUAGCUUGGAGCACUGAUGUUCCAGCAAGCACUAGGCUAGCGCAGAACUUCCUCAUCAAUAACUUCGAUAGAGUCUAUCAAGUAUUCACUAAUCUGGACUCGUUUACAUUCCCAAACAUUUUGAACAUGGUCUUUGGAUUCAUAUCGGAUACAGAUGAGCUGGAUAAGUUGAAGAGAUUCGCACUACAACACAAAGAGAAACUAUUGCCAAUGUCGCAAACGCUACAAAAGAUUGUGGACAGCGCAAACCUUAGAAUUACUUGGAUUAGAAAAUACUCCCUGGGUAUUAAUGAAUGGUUUAAGAAUUACAUGCAAGAACACACGCAACAAAAUACAACAACGGUCGAACCUGAGUGGACACAGAAUAUAACAAUCAGUAUAUCAGACAGCAACACUACUGCCUCCAGUCGGUAGAGAAACUUAGGCCAUAAAUAAUAUUUAUAGAUUUGUCUUGUACUCCAUAGAAAAUGUGUGUAAGGUCUAUGUGUUAUUUUUUUACGCUAUGAAUAAUGAAAUGUGAACAAACGAUAUUAUUUCUUUUUUAAUAGAGGCUUAAAAAAUAUUACUUACAUUUAUAAAAUUGAGAAAAAUUAAAUACUUUAAUUGCAUUAUCUGUGGAGUACAUCUUAAAUGUAUUUAAUUUAUACGAUAAAAUAUUUUGAUUGGCAACCCACCCCUUAUGGUAAGAUGUCUUCAUGAUAUAAAUUUAAGUGUAAAAGACAAAUCGCGUCUAUGCGAUACCUACUUAUCUUCUAAAUACCUACAUUUAAAAUCUAAUCUUUCUUAUACUUAGAAUCUCUUACAUUUUUUAAUUGUGUCUGUUUAUAACAAUUAGAUUAUUGCAAAUUUUACUAUUCAUAAUAUCUUAGUCAACAAGUUUCCUUAUGUUUCUAUAUGUUUUUUAACAUUCUCAGGUUAAUUCUAUGUUACAUGAAUGUGUAACGUAACCUGAUGAAUAAAUUGUGAUAUUAUAAUACAAUCAAUAAAAAACAAAACAAUGAAGAUGUUUAAACAAUUUUUUAAGCAGAUUUAUGAUAAACCUUGUGUUUUUUGAUGUGUUGUGUAGCUGUCUUUCUACAGAAUAAAAUGAUAUGAAUUUGAUAUAAAAUAGUAAGGAAAAGUUUAUAUAGUAUUAUUCUUUACAUUUAUUAAAUGAUUGGAGAAUACCUUAAGAUGUUUUGUUUAAGUCUUAUAGAUUCGUUGCAUUUAAACUCGAUAUGUUAGCCGUCCCUUACACCAAAGCUAUGUUCAAGAAAGUAGAUUUAAACAGAUAUAUUUUUAAGUAUAUUGUUCUGUAGAUUAAAUUUUAUUUAAUUCUUAAUACAUGGUUUUUAUAAUCCUUUUUUUAAAUACUUUUUUGCUGCCCAAUUGUUUGAUUACAAAAUAAGUUAUUUAUUAUAAAAAAAAUGUUCACAAUAUUUUUUAACGACAUGAUAUAUUUGUCCACAUCACAAAACAAUUAUGCCCAUGUGCUCGUGCUACACGGAAUAAUCAUAAUAUUAAAUGAAAUACUAGAAAAAUGUUACUUGAGCACGGAAAUCAAUCGAAAAAUAAAAUAUUUUCAUUCGAUUUUAUGCCCUAUAUCAUGCCAAUAACGGCAUGAUAUUACCUACAUAACAUGUAUUAUAAUUAUAUUAUGAUUGCCUUAAUUGAUUAAUGUGUUCUAAUAAAGAAAAUGUAGUUACAAUGAAAA
This is a messenger RNA of Zerene cesonia (dogface butterfly), 4611 nucleotides long. Its product is annotated as aminopeptidase N-like. Lineage: Eukaryota; Metazoa; Arthropoda; Insecta; Lepidoptera; Pieridae. Gene Ontology annotation, biological process: proteolysis; peptide catabolic process. The record is from RefSeq and is a predicted model, not a curated record. The coding region runs from base 150 to 3332 and encodes 1060 amino acids. The transcript is spliced from 15 exons. Gene Ontology annotation, molecular function: peptide binding; metalloaminopeptidase activity; zinc ion binding. Gene Ontology annotation, cellular component: cytoplasm.